Messenger RNA from Poeciliopsis prolifica (blackstripe livebearer), 918 nucleotides. RefSeq names its product C-type lectin domain family 17, member A-like. Lineage: Eukaryota; Metazoa; Chordata; Actinopteri; Cyprinodontiformes; Poeciliidae. The record is from RefSeq and is a predicted model, not a curated record. Bases 154 to 828 code for a protein of 224 amino acids. The transcript is spliced from 8 exons.
GGCCUCGGCUGUCGGGGGUCGGUGAAGAAGCUGAUUUCUGCUUUCACAGUUUUCAGGAAGUUUGUUCCAGAUUGGUGGCGCAUAGAAGCUGGAUGCUGCCCCUCCAUUUUUGGUCCAGGGGAUGCAGAGCAGACCAGAACCAGAAGAUCUUUAAUGAUGGAGGACAAAGUGGACGAAGAAAUUUAUUCUACAGUCACCGACAUCCAAGACGAACCUUCUCCUCAAAGUAAAGAAGAAGAAGAUGAUGAACCAGAAGAGCAACAAGCACUCACCAAGUCUCGUCUGUAUUUGGUGGGUUUGGGGAUUUUUAUUGGCCUGAUUGCUGGAACACUCAUUUACAUGAGUGUAAGGAUGGUCACGGUGCUGGAAAAUAUCAAUCACCUUACAACAAAAAGAAUGCAGCUUAUUUCGGAAACUAAGACGAUGGAGGAAGAGAUCGUCGAACUCAACCAAGAGAUUGACAAAAAGUGUGAACCAUGCCCGAAUAAAUGGAUUCUCUUCAAGAACAAAUGCUACCUCUUUUACGACAGUCCACCACCUUGGAAGACCUGGGAAGAAAGUCAAAGGUUCUGUCAGAACAAACGAACACGUUUGCUUACAAUUGGUAGUCUGGAGGAGCAGGAAUUUGUCAGCAAACACAUAAAGUAUUACCAUGAUGAAUACCAUGGGUACUGGAUAGGAUUACAACAUGUUAGCAACUCCUGGACCUGGAUUACUGGAAAUGUAGACACUCUUGGGUUCUGGAUGAAGGAGAACUUCACCAUUCUGCAAUCAAAAGCUCUGGUGGUUCCAGGAAAAAUCCCUCACAGAGCUGGAAGAAAGAAAUGAAUGAGUUUCAGAACAAAUUCAUUUGUGAGCGUGACCCUCGCAAGCCUUAAUGUAACUGACUGUUCUCUUAAAGAUUUGUGCAGGAAUAUC